AAUGCUUAUAUAGAGCGUACUACCAUUGCUUUCCCCCUUGCAGAAACCAAGAACUCCGAGGAAAAAGAUCGAGCCGCCUAGGUUGGAGCGAGCGAUUGCAUUGGGUUAUAUUAGAUUCUAGCUAGAGCUAGUAGCUAGCUGUAGCAGCCAUGGGUGUGUGGUGCUGCAACAGCGUCCAAUGCAAUGCUGGAUCAAGGAGGAGGCAGCUGCGGCUGUCCCUGCUGCUCCCGCUCCUGCUCCUGGCCGUGCUGCUUCAGGAGGCGGCGGUGCCGGCGCGCGGGCAGGCGUCGGAUGGCGUGGUGAUCGCGCAGGCGGAUCUGCAGGGGCUGCAGGCCAUCCGGCAGGCGCUGGUGGACCAUCGCGGCUUCCUGAGCGGCUGGAACGGCACGGGCCUCGACGCCUGCUCCGGCGCCUGGGCGGGCAUCAAGUGCGCGCGCGGCAAGGUCGUCGCCAUCCAGCUGCCUUUCAAGGGCCUCGCCGGCGCCCUCUCCGACAAGAUCGGCCAGCUCACCGCGCUGCGCAGGCUCAGCUUCCACGACAACGCCAUCGGGGGCCAGGUGCCGGCCGCCCUCGGCUUCCUCCGCGAGCUCCGCGGCGUGUACCUCCACAACAACCGCUUCGCCGGCGCCGUGCCGCCGGCUCUCGGCGGGUGCGCGCUCCUGCAGACGCUAGACCUCAGCGGCAACUUCCUCUCGGGGAGUAUCCCUUCCACUCUCUCCAACGCGAGAAGGCUCUAUAGGAUCAACCUCGCGUACAACAACCUCUCUGGUGUCGUGCCGAGCAGUCUCACUUCCCUCCCUUUCCUCGAAUCCCUUCAACUCAACAACAACAAUCUUAGUGGCGAGAUGCCAUCCACCAUUGGCAACCUCAGAAUGCUCCACGAUCUUAAUCUCGGCAUAAAUUUGAUUAGUGGAAGCAUCCCUGAAGGGAUUGGGAGCCUUUCCAAGCUCCAAACAUUGGACCUUCCUGAUAAUCUGCUGGGUGGUAACCUCCCUGCGUCACUCUGCAACCUCACCUCGUUAGUAGAGUUCAAUCUCGAUGGCAAUGACAUCGGAGGACACAUACCGGAGUGCAUUGACGGGCUCAAGAACCUGACCAAGCUGUCCCUGAGGAGAAAUGUCCUCGACGGUGAGAUUCCCGCGAUGGUCGGGAACCUCUCGGCGCUGUCCUUGCUCGACGUGUCUGGGAACAACCUCACCGGAGGGAUUCCGGAGUCCUUGACCCACCUGGCCAAUCUCAGUUCUUUCAAUGUAUCCUACAAUAAUCUCUCAGGUCCGGUGCCUGUGGUUCUUUCCAACAAGUUUGAUUCUAGCUCGUUCGUUGGAAACCUUCAGCUCUGUGGGUUCAAUGGCUCCGCCAUUUGCACUUCGGCUUCAUCUCCGUUGGCGUCGCCAUCUCCCCCACUGCCUUUGUCGCAGCGGCGGACCCGAAAGCUCAACAAAAAGGAGCUCAUCUUUGCUGUGGGAGGCAUCUGUUUGCUCUUCUUGCUCCUAUUCUGCUGCGUCCUCCUCUUCUGGAGGAAAGACAAGAAGGAAAGCUCGUCUCCCAAGAAGGCCGCGAAGGACGCGACCGCCAAGGCGGCCGGGAAGCCCGGGUCCAUCGCCGGCUCAGGCGCUGACACCGGCGGGGACGGCGGCGGCAAGCUGGUACAUUUCGACGGGCCGCUCUCGUUCACGGCGGACGACCUGCUGUGCGCAACCGCGGAGAUCCUGGGGAAGAGCACGUACGGGACGGUCUACAAGGCGACCAUGGAGGACGGCAGCUACGUCGUGGUCAAGCGGCUCAGGGAGAAGAUCGCCAAGAACCAGAAGGAGUUCGAGACGGAGGUGAACAAGCUCGGUAAGCUCCGGCACCCCAACCUCCUCGCCCUCAGGGCCUACUACGUGGGUCCCAAGGGUGAGAAGCUCCUGGUGUUCGACUACAUGCCCAAAGGCAACCUCGCAUCUUUCCUCCAUGCUCGUGCGCCGGAUAGCAGCCCGGUUGACUGGCCGACGAGGAUGAACAUCGCGAUGGGCGUGGCGCGGGGGCUGCACCACCUGCACACCGACGCGAACAUGGUGCACGGAAAUCUCACAAGCAGCAACAUCCUCCUGGACGAGGGCAACAACGCCAAGAUUGCCGACUGCGGCCUGUCGCGCCUCAUGAGCGCAGCGGCCAACUCCAGCGUGAUCGCCGCCGCGGGCGCCCUCGGCUACCGCGCCCCCGAGCUCUCCAAGCUGAAGAAGGCCAACACCAAGACCGACAUCUACAGCCUCGGCGUUGUCAUACUCGAGCUCCUGACUGGCAAGUCGCCAGGGGACACGACUAACGGUCUUGACCUGCCACAGUGGGUGGCCUCGGUUGUCGAGGAGGAGUGGACCAACGAGGUGUUCGACCUGGAGCUCAUGAAGGACGCGGCCGCGAGCUCAGAGACCGGCGAGGAGCUGGUGAAGACACUGAAACUGGCAUUGCAUUGCGUCGAUCCUUCGCCGCCUGCGCGGCCAGAGGCGGAGCAGGUCCUGCGGCAGCUUGAGCAGAUCAAGCCCUCGAUCGCAGUCUCUGCCGCUUCUUCCUUCACCGGUGAACCGAGCCAUACUACCGCGACCGCCACCAGUGUCACCGAUGAGACGAAAUCUACAAUUACAGAGUAGUCAGCCUCUUGCAGACUGAAAUUUGCACUUCUCAGUUCUUAGUUACUUCAGUUUCUUAAUAAGUAGACUUCAGAGUCUAUUUUUCAGUCUGUACAUACAGGUUUUAGGGGGCAGGAGAAUUUUGGUUCCCAUGUCAUUCUUUUAUUUCUGAAUUCAUUUGUAUCUGCCAGAAGCACUCCUUGUUAUCAGAAGAUGAUUUGGGAGUGGUGGCUUCUGAUUAAGUUUCAAAUGAA
Molecule: messenger RNA, 2863 nt
Organism: Phragmites australis (common reed)
Lineage: Eukaryota; Viridiplantae; Streptophyta; Magnoliopsida; Poales; Poaceae
Product: probable leucine-rich repeat receptor-like protein kinase IMK3
Exons: 2
Coding region: 150-2630 (826 amino acids)
Biological process (GO): protein phosphorylation
Molecular function (GO): protein binding; protein kinase activity; ATP binding
Source: RefSeq, a predicted model, not a curated record